AGCCUGUAGAAGUAAGUUAGAUGUACCUUAUCAAUUAGAAUCGUGUCUUUGAUUUCAUCAGCACCACUUUGCCAUCUCUAAGAUGUGAUAUAAUAGUAUUAAUUGUGUAAAAGUAACAUAUGGCAGACAUUUGACUGUUUUCCUUGAGACUCUACUUCAAAGACCCUCAUACUCUCAUAGCCUAAACUCCGAGCUAGUUAGCGUUUCAUCCUUGUUCCGACAUCCAGUAUGCGUCCUCAGGCCAAACCUGACUCAGACAAGUCACAAAAUGUAGAGUUUAGGAACAGGACAGUAACAGGAACAGUAGGAUCAGGAUACAAAAAGGUUCAGAUUAAAGUAGACUCAAAACUGUGAUAAAAAAACACUAGAACCUUUAAAACGAAAACUACAGUAGAAGAUCGGGAGUGGAUGGAUAUCUUUUAUAAUUUCACUAGAAGAUCGGGAGUUAUCAUGUCAUUGGUUUUUUUACUUUGAUUUUUCGACUCAGGCUGUAUCCAGAAGUUUCUUUGUAAUUUAAUCAUUUGUUGGAGCUAGUUGAGUUCACUAUGUUGUGGUAGAGGUUUCACAGUUGCAUUAUAUUAUCAAAAUUAAGUUAUUCCACAGACUGGCUCUCUCAUUUUCUGGCAAUCUGGACUAGUUCCUUUUGGGGUCCAUUGAGGGUUCUGCUUUUCUCAUCCUGGGAAAAAAGAGUAAAAGACAGUUUGAUGACUCAUCAAACUUUUCAGUAGUGGAAGAUACUUUCGUGAAUUAUGUGAUUCGCUUUAACUAAAAAAAUAGAAAAAACACCUAAAGUGUCCUCCAAUUAUCUGUUCAGUGACAUCAGUCUAUGAAAUUUAAGGGCUAUUUAGAUAAAUCUACCAAUAUUAUAACUUUAUUGAUGUUUCACUUUUUAAGUCUUCGUCUGUUCCUAUUCCAAGUCUUGCACAUAAUUUCUACGUUCAGAUUCCAUAUACAGUCCAUCAUUCCCAAUGACAGUGCUUCUGCUAAGAAACUAGCAAACUCCAUUAUUGGUCAUGGAAAAUCCUCAUAAUUGUAGAACCCUCCAUAUCCUUUUGUUUUCUCAGCUUGUUCUUCUCCUUCAGUUCUCAUCCCUUCACUUUCUCUCUUUAGCUUAUGAAGUCCAAGAAAAGUAUUUCGUCAAUUGUGGAUCAGAUGCUACUGUGGACCUCAAUGGUCGGAAUUUCACUGGGGAUUUGAAGCCUGAUUCCUUCUCUUUCUCAAAGGAAAGUGAGACUAUCAAAGGCACCAACCUUACGAUAUCAAGUCUCUACCAGACAGCAAGAGUUUUCAGUCAACAAUCCUACUACAAUUUCGAAAUCACUGAAACCGGUACUUAUCUGGUACGCCUGCACUUCUUUCCCUUUUCUUCGGCCUCAAGUAAUCUUUCUACUGGAAUUUUUAAUGUUUCGGAUUCCAAGUUCACUCUGUUGAACAAUUUCACUGCCAAGAUCAAUAGUACUAGCAACUCUGCUAUAAUAAAGGAAUUCUUUCUUGGAAUUAAUAGUACUAGCAACUCAUUUAAACUAUAUUUUACACCUCAAGCAUCAUCUUUUGCUUUUGUAAACGCCAUUGAAGUCUUCCUUGCACCUUCAAAUUUCACCCCUGAGAAUCACAACAGUAAUCUUCCUUUACACACAACUUACCGAGUGAAUGUUGGAGGCACAGAGCUCUCACCAGAUAAUGACACAAUAUGGAGAAACUGGGAAACGGAUGAUAUCUAUCUGUCUGAUCCAAACUCUGCGAAGGAUGUCCCUUACAAACAAGUGCUUAAUCACGAAAUUAAGGAUCAAGCUGAUGAUUUUGUUGCAUCUACUAAUUUUAUUGCCCCGGAUUUGGUUUACCAGACAGCUAAGGAGAUGAAUAGUACUACUAGCAGGCCAGCCAAUUCCUCCAACAUAACAUGGUCUUUUAGUGUGAGCAGGAACGCUAGGCACAUUGUCCGUGUACACUUCUGUGACAUUGUUUCUGAGUCCUUUUAUACUAUAGUGUUUGACUUGUAUUCGAAUGGCAACUUCCGUAAGCAGAUCGUUGGACGGGAGUCCCGUUUUGCUCUUGUGUUGGCUACUCCUUUCUACUAUGAUUUUGUGGUGAAUGCUAGUGAGUCUAAACUCAUUAACAUCAGUAUAGCCCCUAACAUGAAGAAUACAACAAUUCCAAAUGCCUUUCUGAAUGGGUUGGAAAUAUUGGAGAUAUUGGAGGGAACAGCUCUAAUUUAUAAUUUGGAAGAGUCCAAGAAGGUAAAUGUGGCUCUUGUGGUUGGUUCAGUUCUUGGAGGAGGCCUGUUUCUUUUCAUCAUUGGAUUCAUGUUGUGUUUGAGACACAGAAAGGCGAAAAAGAGAAACAGAGGUGGGAUUUCCCACAACCUUGGGUUGAAGAUAUCUUUUGCUCAAAUCCGGUCUGCAACAAAAAACUUUGAUCCGAAAAUGCAGAUAGGUGUGGGUGGUUUUGGGCAUGUUUAUAAAGGAACUCUCUCUAAUGGCACCAAAGUGGCUGUGAAGCGUUGUAAGCAAGAGGGCCAAAGGUCAGGCCAAGGCCUUCCAGAAUUUGAAACAGAAAUCAUAGUGUUGUCGAAAAUCCGCCACCGCCAUCUUGUCUCCUUAAUUGGUUACUGUGAUGAAGGGUCUGAGAUGAUACUAGUGUAUGAGUUCAUGGAAAAAGGGACCUUGAGAGAUCAUUUGUAUGAAUCGGAUGUGCCUCGCUUGUCGUGGAAGCAAAGACUUGAAAUUUGCAUAGGUUCAGCAACUGGACUUGAUUAUCUCCAUAAAGGUGCAGAAGGGGGCAUCAUCCACCGUGAUGUGAAGUCCACCAACAUAUUGCUUGAUGAGAACCUUGUUGCUAAAGUCGCUGACUUCGGGCUUUCGAGGUCUGGCCCUCUUGAUGAAACUCAUGUCAGCACGGUUGUGAAAGGCACUAUCGGUUACCUUGAUCCCGAGUACAUGAUGUCACAGCAGUUGACAGAGAAGUCUGAUGUGUACUCAUUUGGUGUAGUUCUUCUUGAGGUGUUAUGUGGAAGACCUGCUAUUGAUAUAACGCUUCCAAGAGAGAAAGUGAACUUAGCUGAAUGGGUUGUGCUGUGCAAGAAACAAGGGUUGCUAGAAGAGGUCAUUGACGUUUCAUUGAAGGGUCAUAUUGAUCCUAGCUCACUGAGACAUUUUAUUGAGACUGCAGAGAAGUGUUUGCAACACGAUUCUUCUGAUAGGCCCACUAUGGCUGAGGUGCUGUGGGAUAUGGACUAUACAUUGAAGCUUCAUCAAACUGCGAGGCUUGGAGAAGCCCAUGAGGACAGCACUACCACUGCUUCAUCAGCUUUUUUACUACCAAAUAUUCGGCAUUUUGCUUCACUUGGUUCGACAGUUAACAGAGCUGAUAUGAGGGACGAUGAGAUGGAGUCCACAGAAAGCGAAAUUUUCUCCCAACUGAGAAUCGGCGAGGCCAGAUAAAUUUGUUCAGUUUGUGACUUGUGAGGUAAGUUGACCUUUGUUUCGAGUUUCAUUGUGAGUGGUUGGUGUUAUUCCUAUGUUUGAUUGUAUUAGCAAUUUUACAACUGCUUUAGUAUUAGAGGAGCAUAAGUCGAAGUUACAUAUUCUAUGAAAGCUAAACUGCUUCAGACAUUUGCUUUGGCCUGUAUGAUUAUCUCUUUCAAAA
Molecule: messenger RNA, 3645 nt
Organism: Rosa rugosa (rugosa rose)
Lineage: Eukaryota; Viridiplantae; Streptophyta; Magnoliopsida; Rosales; Rosaceae
Product: probable receptor-like protein kinase At2g23200
Exons: 1
Coding region: 1014-3440 (808 amino acids)
Biological process (GO): protein autophosphorylation
Cellular component (GO): plasma membrane; plasmodesma
Molecular function (GO): transmembrane receptor protein tyrosine kinase activity; ATP binding
Source: RefSeq, a predicted model, not a curated record